CACGAAUCGCGACGCAAGAUCUGUCCACCAAACUUGCCCUCCGUGAAGCACAUAGCGAGCCGCCGCUCAACAGUCAUCCCUUUCCCCUCCUCCAUCUCGGUCACACGCAUACGCACCUAGGAGAGACACCGAGCGAGCGAAGCCAUGGCUCUCCGUACCCUGGCAUCGAAGAAGGCCCUAUCCUUCGCGCUCGGCGGCGCGGCCCGGCCGUUGGCGGCGUCCGCGAGGGGGGUGACGACGGUCACGCUCCCCGACCUCUCCUACGACUUCGGCGCGCUGGAGCCGGCCAUCUCGGGGGAGAUCAUGCGCCUGCACCACCAGAAGCACCACGCCACCUACGUCGCCAACUACAACAAGGCGCUGGAGCAGCUCGACGCCGCCGUCGCCAAGAGCGACGCCUCCGCUGUCGUCCAGCUCCAGGGCGCCAUCAAGUUCAACGGCGGCGGUCAUGUGAACCAUUCAAUCUUCUGGAAGAACCUCAAGCCUAUUAGCGAAGGUGGUGGGGAGCCACCUCAUGGGAAACUUGGCUGGGCCAUUGAUGAGGAUUUUGGUUCGUUUGAAGCACUUGUAAAGAAGAUGAAUGCAGAAGGCGCUGCUUUACAGGGAUCUGGAUGGGUGUGGUUAGCUUUGGAUAAAGAGGCAAAAAAGCUUUCAGUUGAAACUACAGCUAAUCAGGAUCCUCUGGUGACUAAAGAUGCAAGCUUGGUUCCGCUGUUGGGGAUUGAUGUCUGGGAGCAUGCAUACUACCUGCAGUACAAGAAUGUUAGGCCGGAUUACCUGAACAACAUCUGGAAGGUGAUGAACUGGAAAUAUGCUGGAGAGGUGUACGAAAAUGUUCUUGCUUGAAUUGUCUUAAUGGACAAUACUCAUCUGUGCUGGUUUUCGGCUGUUUGAUCAUGUGAAAUAAAGAUGGACCUGUCGAGCUGCUGGACCUUGUGUACAUUUCGCUGAGGUAGACUAAUGCACAAUGGCCUGCUGAUUUUGCUCGUCCUGCUUGCGUGCUACUCUGUUCUCUGCUCCAGUGUCUGGCACUACCCUUUCGAGCAAGGUGAUGGCCAGGAGAGCUAUUCUCCAUUAAUAAAGCCUGCUGAGCGCCCGAUGUUUGCUUGAAUUUGUUGCCAUGCGUUUCCAGUUUUUCGCCUUUCCACUUGGAGCAAAAUCUUGCAAAUCAUGUUCAUAGGCAUCGUGUUUAUGUUGAGCUGAAAUUACUGUUUGAAGAUAUCUUUGGGUAUCAGUUUCAGUAUUCAGUUUGAGGCCGCUUAA
Molecule: messenger RNA, 1263 nt
Organism: Sorghum bicolor (sorghum)
Lineage: Eukaryota; Viridiplantae; Streptophyta; Magnoliopsida; Poales; Poaceae
Product: superoxide dismutase [Mn] 3.4, mitochondrial
Exons: 6
Coding region: 145-846 (233 amino acids)
Biological process (GO): superoxide metabolic process
Cellular component (GO): mitochondrion
Molecular function (GO): superoxide dismutase activity; metal ion binding
Source: RefSeq, a predicted model, not a curated record